Molecule: messenger RNA, 1516 nt
Organism: Planococcus citri (citrus mealybug)
Lineage: Eukaryota; Metazoa; Arthropoda; Insecta; Hemiptera; Pseudococcidae
Product: lethal (2) k09848
Exons: 7
Coding region: 244-1407 (387 amino acids)
Biological process (GO): ribosomal large subunit biogenesis
Cellular component (GO): preribosome, large subunit precursor; nucleolus
Molecular function (GO): protein binding
Source: RefSeq, a predicted model, not a curated record
UCAAAAAGUUGUGGUGUUUUCAUGCUUUUUGAAUUUUGCAAAGUUUCCGAAAAAUGUGUUUCAAAAUCGAAACGAAAUGAGAAAGAAUGUUAUUUCUUUUCUAAAUUCUUUCAAACUUGCAAUUUUUUUACGUUGCACGAUCAUUACGAAAUGAUAAUUUGCGAUCAGAGUUAAUUGUUGUGUUAUUGUGCUACUUGUUCUGUAAUUUUAUAAAGUUCUACAGCCUUAUCAUCUUCGACUGAAAUGGAUAAAGACGGCUACAAUUUAUUCAUCGGAUCCUCAACCGGUCUAAUAAAAGGGGCGUACGUAGGAAAAAACGAUGUCAACGUGAAAGUAUUCUCCAAAAACUGUGUUAAAGAUAAAGAACUGAUAUCCAAUAAGAAUGAGAUAACAUAUUUAAAUUGGGACAGCAGCUUAGAGAAUGAGAUUUUAGUCGGCAUGAAAAAUGGAAUCAAGACUUUCAACGUCGACAGCGAAGAAUUUACUAUAAACUGUAGCAUUCCAGACGGAAAUAUUGGUGGAUUUUUUAAAAAUGACGAAACUUUAUUCUUAGCAUUGAAAAGUGGUUCUAUCAAGUCACUGAAAUAUCCUUUCGACGAAGAAAAUCUGAUAGAAGAAUUCAACGUUGGUAAAGAUGUCGAGAAAAUGAAGCGGAGUAUCACGAAAUCCAAUAUUGUUGCUGUAGGAGGCAAAGAUAAUGACUUGAAAUUAUACGAUUUAAAUACUAGACAGACUACGUUCAUUGCUAAAAAUAUUAAACCUGACGAACUUCAAAUUCAAGCACCGGUUUGGGUAUCAGAUAUGACGUUUUUCCCUGAUAGCGAUAAAAUUAUCAAUUGCAGUCGUCAUGGUUAUGUAAGAUUAUACGAUCCACUUUUGCCCCAAAGAAGACCGGUAAUAAAUGUUCAGCAACCAGAAGAAGUAUUUACUUGUAUUUCACGCACUCCGAAUGAUCAACAAGUGUUGGUUGGUAGCGGCUAUGGCAAUCUCAUGCUAGUAGAUUUACGCAAUAAAAAUGCAUUCGCUGGAAAAUAUAAAGGAUUUACUGGUGCUGUGAAAAGUAUAGCUUGUCCCUCUAACCAAUCUUUAGUCAUGACUGCAUCUCUCGAUAGGCAUUUUAGAAUACACGAUUUUACGACGAGACAAUUACUUGUUAAAGAGUACAUGCAAUCGAGACUUACAACAUUGUUACCGAAAGAAUCGUUCGAAUUGAAGAAAUUCAAAAGUGAAACAACGAGUGAUCCUGAAGUAAAGAAGAAAAAGAAAAAGAAAGUAGUGGAUGAAUUAGAACCAGAUAGUCAAAAUGCUAGCGAAAUUGAAACCAGUUCUAAAACAGCUAAAAGAAAGACCAUCGACGAAAAAGCUGUGGAAGAACCUAAAAAAAUAAAAUGGAAAAAAACUAAAUGAAUCACGAUACGUGACUGAUUUAAUUUUAAAUUAUGGUGUACACAAAUGAUUAUUUUGUCGUUGAAUGUAUUUGUGAAAAUAUACGUUUUUUAUAAGAGAAAAUCAAUAA